AUGUUCAUUGAACGUUAUGAUCCAACAAUUGAAGAUUCAUAUAAAAAGCAGAUAGAAGUUGAUAAUCAGCUCUGCGUAUUGGAAAUACUCGACACGGCAGGGACUGAACAAUUCGCUGCCAUGAGAGAUUUGUACAUGAAAAACGGCCAAGGUUUCAUCCUUAUGUUCUCGAUCACCGAACAAUCAACAAUAAAUGAGUUAGCGGAGUUAAGGGACCAAAUUAUAAAAGUUCCAAUGGUAUUGGUUGGUAACAAAUGUGAUCUUGAAAAAGAUAGAAUGGUUACUAAAAAACAAGGUCUUGCACUUUCCCAAACUUGGGGUCACACUGCCUUUUACGAGACUUCUGCUAGACAUCGGAUUCAUGUAGAUGAAGUCUUUUAUGAUUUAGUUCGCCAGAUAAAUCGGCAAUCUCCCACACGACGAUAUAGUAGAAAAAAAAAGAGAUGCUCAAUACAAUAA
This is a messenger RNA of Cetraspora pellucida, 459 nucleotides long. The record is from the annotation of a GenBank genome assembly. Lineage: Eukaryota; Fungi; Glomeromycota; Glomeromycetes; Diversisporales; Gigasporaceae.